AUGCAGGCUAGUCUUGAAGAAAAGCUCAGCCCGGAUCAGGGUUUGGAUUCAGAGGCCAAAAUAAGCCAAGAUUUUAACAAACUGAAACUCGCCGGAGAUUCGGAAGACGGGGAUGUGAAAGUUGAAGAAUAUGAAGCUAUGGAUCAUCACGGUGAUGAUGAGGAGGAGGAGGAAGAAGAAGAAGAGGAUGAGGAUGGGGAAGAAUUUUCCUUUAUGUUUGUGGGAGAAAACACGUUGCAGAUAGCGGCGGAGGAUGCAUUCGUCAACGGUCAGAUCAAGCCUGUUUUCCCGUUGUUCAACCAGAAUCUGCUAUUUUCAGGCGAUGAUUCGAGUUCUUUGCAUGAAAACUUGCCCAUGACACCUCCGGUGAAGAAGGUACUCGUGGAAAUGAAUGAAGAGGAUGUUAAGGUGACGCCAUCCUCGCCGGAAAACGACGGAAUCAUGGGGCCGUACUGCGAGUGGAGGGGCAAAAGGGCGGUGGAGGCGUCGCCUGAAUCCUGCAAGAAGAGCAACUCAACCGGAUUUUCCAAGAUUUGGCGGUUCAAAGAUUUCGUGGGGAGAUGUAAUAGUGAUGGAAGGGACGCUUUUGUUUUCUUAAACAACAAUGGCCAGGCGCCGCAGCCGGCGCCCGAGACAGCGGAGGAGAAGAGUGGGAAGAAAGACGAUUCAACGGUGAAAAUCGUCCGGAAGGUGAAGAAGAGUGCGAAGAGUAAAACGGCAUCCUUGUCGGCUCAUGAGGUUUACUUGAGAAGUAAGGCAAAAGAGGAGGAGCGGCGGCGGGCGUACCUGCCGUACCGGCCGGAGUUGAUGGGCUUUUUCACUAACGUCAACGGUGGAUUAACCAAAAAUGUCCAUCCGUACUGA
This is a messenger RNA of Sesamum indicum (sesame), 864 nucleotides long. RefSeq lists its product as uncharacterized. The record is from RefSeq and is a predicted model, not a curated record. Lineage: Eukaryota; Viridiplantae; Streptophyta; Magnoliopsida; Lamiales; Pedaliaceae.